Messenger RNA from Pararge aegeria (speckled wood butterfly), 2776 nucleotides. It is a transcript of the gene Aldh7A1, whose product is annotated as putative aldehyde dehydrogenase family 7 member A1 homolog. The transcript has 8 exons. The coding region runs from base 280 to 1887 and encodes 535 amino acids. The record is from RefSeq and is a predicted model, not a curated record. Lineage: Eukaryota; Metazoa; Arthropoda; Insecta; Lepidoptera; Nymphalidae. Gene Ontology annotation, molecular function: aldehyde dehydrogenase (NAD+) activity.
UUUGAAUGUAUUUUGUAGUAAAAACAAUCUGGAGCGAGUUUCUUUCCAAGUUAACAAUACACAACAACAAAAUCAACAAGAUAAGAAUUAUAUAAUUACCUAGAUAUAAAUAUAUUGGAAAUAAUAUAGUCGGUGCCAUGACCCAGCAACCGACUUAUCGGCAACGAGAAAGAUAUGACGAAAUAUUAAUUUUAUUGUUCACAAAUGGAAAUGUUUUAUCUGUUUGUUCGGCCGUCUUGUAUCACUUUCGCAAAUAGUUGAUCCGAGCCGGUUGCACCGAUGAGCCGUGUUUUGUGCCGCGGUGUUAUAGCUCUUCGUUUGAGGUUGCCAAUGGCUAGGCACGCGUCCUAUCUCGUCGACGACCCCAAUUACUCCUUCUUGAAGGACUUGGGGUUGGAUAAGAAAAAUGUGGGCGUGUUUAAUGGAAAAUGGGAAGCGAACGGUCAGCUUAUACAAUCGUUCAGUCCAGCGAAUGGCAAAGUGAUAGCGGAGGUGCAGUCAGCGAGUGCAGCCGACUACGAAGCUUGUGCGAAGGCAGCUCAAGAAGCCUGGCAUGCCUGGGCGGAGUUACCUAUCCCCUCUAGAGGGGAGAUCGUCAGACAGAUCGGGGAUGCACUUAGGGAAAAAUUGCAGCCGCUUGGACAGUUAGUUUCACUUGAAAUGGGAAAAAUUCUCCCGGAGGCGAUAGGAGAGGUGGUAGAGUACAUCCACGUCUGUGACUUGGCCCUCGGUCUGUCUCGCACCUUGCCGGGCACCAUCUUCCCUUCAGAGCGUCCCGGACACGUGCUCAUUGAGAAGUGGAACCCCCUCGGCUUGAUCGGCGUCAUCUCCGCGUUUAACUUCCCCGUUGCUGUUUAUGGAUGGAACAGUGCUAUAGCUAUGGUUUGUGGAGACGUCAGCAUAUGGAAACCAUCAGAUACCACACCACUUACAGCAGUUGCGGUCACGAAAAUAGUUGAGAGCGUACUCACGAAGAACAACAUUCCGGGCGCAGUGGCCGCGCUGUGCGUUGGCGGGAAAGAUAUAGGACAAACGCUUGUACAGGACCACAGGGUUAAACUGGUGUCCUUCACCGGUAGCACUGCUGUUGGACAACAGGUCGGAGUGGAAGUCCAGAGGCGAUUCGGCCGACACCUGCUAGAACUGGGCGGCAAUAACGCUAUCAUCGUGAACUCCGAUGCCAAUCUCGACUUGUUGUUGAACGCUGCCCUGUUCGCGUGCGCGGGGACUGCUGGCCAAAGAUGCACUACUACCAGGAGAUUGCUUAUCCACAAAAAAGUAUUCGCAGAGGUAGUUUCAAGGCUAAAGAAAGCGUACGGCGGUGUGGUGAGCCGAAUCGGCGAUCCACUGUCUUCGGAGACACUUAUUGGACCUUUGCACACACCAGCAGCUGUGGAAGCGUAUAAAAAGACGGUUGCGGAGAUAGUCAAGCAAGGAGGCACCAUUGAAUUCGGAGGAAAGGUGAUCGAACGCGAUGGUUACUUCGUUGAGCCCACGAUCGUGACAGGUCUGCCUCACGAUUCGCCCCUCGUGAAGUCUGAAUGCUUUGCCCCAAUCGUCUACUGCAUAGAGAUUCCCGACUUUGAAACUGGAAUACAAUACAACAAUGAGGUUGAUCAGGGGCUGUCAUCUAGCGUUUUCACUGAGAACUUAGGUGAUGUUUUCAAGUGGAUCGGACCCCACGGCUCUGACUGCGGCAUCGUGAAUGUAAACAUCCCGACCAACGGCGCGGAGGUGGGCGGAGCGUUCGGCGGUGAGAAGGCAACGGGCGGCGGCCGGGAGUGCGGUUCCGACGCGUGGAAAGCGUACAUGAGGCGCUCCACUGUAACCAUCAACUAUUCCGGCACUAUCAAACUGGCCCAGAACAUCAAAUUCGGCGACGAAUAAAAAUUGACUUUAUAAACUACCGUAAAUUUUACGUAUUGGUAAUUUUUAAAUAACUCGGUAUAGUCCAAUGAAAAUAAAACAUCAUUUCGGUAUUUUCAAAUAACCAAAAAAAAAUUGGUUGUCUGCAUAGACUGUUUAAGGACGGUAAUUUUAAGUGAUAACGUAAACGAUAGGGGCGUCACAAGCCGAAUGUUCAGGCCGAUCGUACUCUCUCUCUACCGUUUGUUACGCGAUCUCGCUUGCACGCUCGUCUCAGGCGGAACGCGACAAUGAGUCAUGCUUUUUCAUGCAUUCAUUCUUAUAUCAGGCGCUCGACCUUCAUCGUCAACUACUUCGGCACACCAUCAAACCAGCUUAUAGCACUUAGCUACGAAUGAUGUUUUAAUUUUCAUUCAUUUAAAUGGCAUAUUGCUGUUCACGCUGACUUUUGUAUUAUGGACAACUGAAAAGUUCUAUCAUAAGUUACUUUUAUCCGACAAAGACGAAAGGCGCGAUAAGAUCAUCGUACGUAAGGUAUAAUGGGCAUGAUUUAAAUUUGAAAACUUAGACAUUCAAUGUGUGUUAAGUCAAAUUAAAUCGUAUCGGGUUUUUAUUUACUAUUUUUUCACCUCGCAUUUUAUAUUCAAUUAUUACAAAUAAAGACUGAUACAUUGAAACAAGUUUUAGUGCAUAGAUUUUAUUUGUGUGUUAGUACUUGGGUAUAAUACUUAAGUAUAUUUACAUUUAAAAAAAACUGUGUUUGUAACUUCAUUUCGUAUAAUAAAAAAGUAUAAAAGUUUAUUUAAAUGCCAAUUCAUACAGUACAAUGUGAUUUCCUUAUAAGUUUGGAUGAUGUAUCCUCCAUAAGUCUACAGCAAUGUCUCUGGUCUGUUUUCUAUGGAAUUUGUAU